AUGGGACCAUCAUGGUUAUCAAUCUCAAAGUUCUCGACCUGCGCAGCUGCUCAGCGUGUGAGCUGGUGUAAAUUUGAGGUUACAGUAGAUUUCACAAAGGAUAUUCAAGUCUCAACUUCAUCGAAAAAUGUCUUGGAAAUUCCUCCUGUUGUAGUUGCAGCAAUAAAUUUGAAAACUAUCAUCAACGAGAAGAAUGUCAAUGAAAUUGUUGCUGCAUCUGUUAUUUGCUGCCACAAAGCUAAGAUAGAUUCUCGCAUGGUGGCUUCAGAAUGGACCCGUCCUGGUAUGCUUGGUCAUUUCACUGUUGUGCGUAAACUUGAAGGUGGCAUAUUUCCUAUGGGUUUUGCGAAGGAGGCACUUGAGAAAAAUGCUAAGGCUGGGUCAAAUGUUAUUUGCUAUGAAAGCAAUGAAAGAGCUUUAUUAAAUCGUUUAGUGAUUGAGAUUCACAAAUUGGAUAGUGACGUUCUGGUUGGGCACAAUAUAUCCGGGUUUGACCUGGAUGUCCUUCUUCACAGAGUCCAGGCUUACCCCGAGCCUUUCACUAUGCUGUCAAAAAUAGGUCGCCUCAAGCGCUCUGUGAUGCCCAAACAUAGCAAAAGAAGCUCAGUAUUUGGUUCAGGAGCGAGUCCCGCUAUCAUGUCUUGCAUUGCUGGCCAUCUCUUAUGUGAUAUUUAUACUUGUUCACGUGACCUACUGAAGGAGGUUAGCUAUUCCUUGACACAACUAGCAAAGACACAGCUGAAUAAGGUCCGUAAGGAGAUAACUCCUCAUGAUAUUCCCCAGAUGUUCCAAAGUUCUGAAUCGCUACUGGAACUUAUCGAGUAUGGUGAAACAGACGCAUGGUUGUCUAUGGAACUUAUGUUCCACCUGAAUGUCCUCCCACUCACUCGUCAACUGACUAAAAUCAGUGGCAAUCUUUGGCAUAAAACUCUUCAGGGUGCUAGGGCACAAAGAGUGGAAUACCUCCUGCUACAUGCAUUCCAUGCCAAGAAGUUUAUUGUCCCAGACAAGUUUUCUUCUCAGUCCAAGGAGACAAGGACAGCGAAACGGAAAAUUAGUGGUGGUGGUUUAGUGCUGGAGCCAAAAAAAGGACUAUAUGAUAAGUAUAUAUUACUUUUGGAUUUCAACAGUCUGUAUCCCUCCAUUAUUCAGGAAUAUAAUAUCUGUUUCACUGUAGAAAGACCUGCCGAUGGAUCACCUCCCAAUUUACCAUCUAGUAAAAGGUCUGGGGUUUUACCAGAGUUACUUAAACAUUUGGUGGAGAGGAGAAGAACGGUAAAGGGAUGGUUAAAAACAGCUUCAGGUCCCAAAGUUCAGCAGUAUGAGAUACAACAACAAGCGCUAAAGUUGACAGCAAAUAGCGUGUACGGAUGCCUGGGGUUCUCUAACUCGAGAUUCUAUGCAAAGCCCCUUGCAGAACUUAUAACAUUACAAGGAAGGGAAAUUUUGCAGAGCACUGUAGAUCUUGUUCAAAAUACUCUAAACUUGGAGAUUAUUUAUGGCGACACCGAUUCGAUAAUGAUAUAUAGUGGGCUUGAUGAUAUUGGAAAAGCUAAAUCAAUUGCAGGGAAGGUCAUUCAGGAGGUUAAUAAGAAGUAUAGGUGUCUGGAGAUUGAUCUCGAUGGCUUGUACAAGAGAAUGUUGUUGCUCAAGAAAAAGAAAUAUGCAGCUGUCAAAAUGCAUUUUAAGGAUGGUAAAUCAUAUGAGGUUAUCGAGCGGAAAGGUCUUGAUAUGGUCCGCCGUGAUUGGAGUUUACUGUCAAAGGAAUUGGGAGAUUUCUGCCUCAGUCAAAUUUUAUCUGGGUGGUCCUGUGAGGAUGUUGUUGAAGUAAUACACAAUUCUCUAAUGAAGGUACAAGAGGAAAUGAGGAACGGGCAAGUACCACUGGAAAAAUAUGUCAUCACAAAGACACUAACGAAACCACCGGAAGAAUACCUUGAUGCUAGAAAUCAGCCUCAUGUAGAGGUUGCACUUAGACUGAAAAAAAGUGGUUACGUGACUGGUUGUUCUGCUGGAGACACUGUGCCUUACAUCAUCUGCUGUGAGCAGGGCAAAGGCUCUACAUCCUCUGCUGGAAUUGCCCAGAGAGCGAGACAUCCUGAUGAACUGAAAAAGGACAAUGAAAACUGGAUUGUCGACAUUGACUAUUACCUUGCACAGCAGGUUUGUUUUCUGUAUACUUAUCUCUUUCUCUUAAAAAAGAUGGUUCUGCCAGUACAUGAAACAUUGAUUUUCAUAAAACCACGUUUAUCUUGCUUUCCCAAAUUAUCUUUAUGCCUGUUAGCAAUAAUGGCACUGGGUUUAAUAAAAUUUUUCAAGUGCAGGUAUCGAGGUUGCGAGCCUUUGGUUCUCUCCUGCCCGAGUUGCUCCGGAACUUUCGAGUGCUCGCCCAUAUUUAGCUCAGUCUAUGCGUUGAUGAAUACAAAGCCAACAGACAAGCAACCAGCCAAUAAUUUUUGGCACAAUUUGCGCUGUCCAAAUUGUCCAGCUGAAAUAGACGGCGGGAGAAUAUCUCCUGCUAUUAUUGCAAACCAGGUAAAAAGACAAUCCGAAGGAUUCAUGGCAACAUACUACGAGGGAUUGAUGAUGUGUGACGACGAAACAUGCAAUUACACUACACGUAGCGUGAAUCUUCGCGUGAUUGGUGAUUCUACUAAAGGAACCACAUGUCCCAACUACCCACGUUGUAAUGGACACCUCAAAUUACAGGUUUGGGCAUUUGAGGCACUGCCUGAGUUAGGAAGACAAUUUGGUGAACACUGUUCUACUGGCGGACUUCCGAGAAUAAUGUGUUGGAAAAUGGACAAACAUUUGCGAAGCGAGCAACUUACUACGUUUUUUAACACUUCGGAG
Messenger RNA from Striga hermonthica, 2853 nucleotides. The record is from the annotation of a GenBank genome assembly. Lineage: Eukaryota; Viridiplantae; Streptophyta; Magnoliopsida; Lamiales; Orobanchaceae.